AUGCAAAUUCACUUUAAAAUGAAUUAAUAAUAUGUUAAGAGAAUAAAAUUAAAGAAUUCUUGUGUAAAUAAUUAAACUAAUAAUAAUAUUAGCAAUAAUGUAAAUGACACCAAUAAUUAAGAUAAUUAUAAUCAAACAAUUCCAAAUAAGUCAAUAACUACUAAAAUUGAUGAAGCUACAUUUAUUUUUACAUUUCCUGUAAUUAGUAAAAUUUUAAUAUUAAUUUUUUACGUGCUUUAUUACAUAAAUGAUGGAGUAGUGAAUCAGAAUCCUUUAUAAUAUUUUAAAAUUAACCUCUGUAAUGGAAAAUAUAAUCCAUAAAUUUUAUUCAUAUAUUUUUUUGUAACUCUUGAUUUGAUAUAUGGAUUUUUUAAGAAAUAAUGUUUGUAAUACAUUUUUCAUCCCAAAUUUACAUUUUUUUAAAGAAUUUAUUUAGGAUUGAUCAAAAAUAUAUUGGGAUUCAUUAAUAAAAUAACUUUUUAAAGUUGUUCCUAUAAUUUCAAUUAAUUUUGUGGAAGGUUUGUUAUUAUUAUUAAUUAAGAAAAUUUUGAUUAAUCUUAUGUUUGGUAUAUUCCUUGGACAACUAAAAUAUCUGUACUACAAUCAUUUGAGAAAUCAAAAAAUUAAGAAAUUAGAUAUUCAUAUGUUUGA
This is a messenger RNA of Paramecium sonneborni, 651 nucleotides long. NCBI's taxonomy places the organism in Eukaryota, Ciliophora, Oligohymenophorea, Peniculida, Parameciidae. The record is from the annotation of a GenBank genome assembly.